CUCGUCUCUUCUAUAUACAUAAAAAAAACAAAAAGGUCAUAGAAAUACAACUCCACACAAAACUCCAUUUAAAAAAAAAUCAAGAAACCAAAGAUCUAGCCAUGGCUGGAUUACAAAGAUCUACAGUAUCCUUCAGAAGACAAGGAUCCUCAGGUCUUAUCUGGGACGAUAAGCUCAUCUCGGAGUUAAACCAAGCCGCUAAUAACAGUCAAGAGCACGCUCAUCAUCAAGAACGUGAAGAAAAGUUAGAUAAUAAUCAAGAAACCGAAGUUAAGCCGUCGAUAAGACCGGUCAGCACCAUCGAAAGAAGCCGAUCUAACGGCGGACAGAGAGGGUAUCGGACCGGUAAGGUUUCUCCGGCUAUAGAGCCGCCGUCUCCUAGAGUUUCCGCUUGUGGGCUUUGCGCUGGUUUCGGUAAACAAACCAAGAAUCACCGGAGAAAGGCGGGUAAGAUUCCUAGAUCAAGGUAGGUUGAUUAGUUCUCCGGUGAUCCGCCGGGGAUGGAAUAUUCCGGUGGACGAAAUAUAUAAGUCUCUCUCUAUAUAUAUGUUGUUAGGUUUUUAGGGUUUGUUAAGAGUUUUGAGUUCUUGUUUUAUCUCAUCAGUUUAAUAAAGUGAGAUGUAGAAGUGUUUUUUUUUGCUAAUCUUGUUUAUGUUUUGUUAAUUUAGUAUUAUUUUGGAUGGAUCUACUUAUGUAAAUAUGGUUUUCUUGAAAAAAAAUUAUUCAUAUUAUCAAA
Molecule: messenger RNA, 736 nt
Organism: Mercurialis annua (annual mercury)
Lineage: Eukaryota; Viridiplantae; Streptophyta; Magnoliopsida; Malpighiales; Euphorbiaceae
Exons: 1
Coding region: 102-470 (122 amino acids)
Source: RefSeq, a predicted model, not a curated record